This is a messenger RNA of Paramecium tetraurelia, 1017 nucleotides long. RefSeq lists its product as uncharacterized. Lineage: Eukaryota; Ciliophora; Oligohymenophorea; Peniculida; Parameciidae. The record is from RefSeq and is a predicted model, not a curated record. The transcript has 4 exons.
AUGGCGAAUAAGUACAAUGUUCAGAUACUACUCCAAAAGAAAUACUCCAAUUGUCAAUCCUAUUAUUACUCAAGGACUCUGAAUGAUUUUGUAAAUUCAGCCAGAACAAAAGAGGUGAUAGAGUUUUACCAGGCUCUAGCAUAUAAUGAGAACCAGGAAUAUUUGAGACGGUUCUAUUUUGCCAAUGAAUUGAGGGAUAAACUUCAGUUAUUUACUGAGUACUACAAAUAUCAUAAUGAGAUUCCAAGAUUCUUUAUGCAUAAAAUCAGCAAUAUUAUGAGCAAUUAUCAUGAUAAGAAAAGACGAGUCGAAUAUUAUCGCAUAAAACGAAUUAUUGAAGUAGAAAAUCGCAAAAAUCCUAACAAACCUAAAAAAGCAAUUGCUGGCGAUUAACCAGAAGAACUCAAACCUACAUCUCCUAAAGUUCAAAAUCCAGUCUAUAGCAAAUUACUCCAAGAUCUCGUCGAUAACUCUACAACAAUAGAAGCAAUUAAUAACAAAUUAGAAGGUCUUUAGAUUAAAACUGGAGAAUUAAUAUUUCUACCUUCUAACAGGGAAGAAGAAUAACUGCAGAAAUUUAUUCACUUUCUAGCAGAAAAACAAAAGCCUAAAGUCUAAUCGCACAUCCAAUUGCAUUCGCCGAAAACAUUUAACAGAAUUCCAUUUGGAGUGAGUCAAUAGACUAUCAAAUAGAUUAUAUCAAGAACUUCAAAAACCAAACAAACAUUUCAUCUAUCUCCUAAAACAUUUAAAGAUGAACAGUUGCUCACUCAGAAUGGCCCAUCCACACAUAGAGUAAUCAAGGAUCCUCUAUCUAAAAUGCUCAGUCCUGCUCACAUCUAUACUAUGAAUUCACCACAUGCAGCAGAAUUUCAAUAAAAACUCAAUAUUCAAACUCAUCGAUCACAAUAAGCAAGUGUUUCUCUAUCCAAAUAAUUUAAAAUUACAGAAAGCAUUCCCUAAUCCAGAAAGGCUCAUCAACACACAAGAUCAGGAUAUAGAUUUUUUAAGAAAUGA